AUGUCCACCGUACAAGGCUCGUGCCACGUCAACUCCAAAUGCGUGCUCACCGCCGCCGCUUUUGUGCUGGGCGGAGCGGCAGUCGGAUAUGCGAUCGGCUACGGGAUCGCGAAACGGUCGGCGCGUGUGAACUGCGCGCAGAAGCUGGAGUGCGACAAGGUCGUCGACACGGUCGACAUGGAAGAUAUCGGGGAUAAGAAGGUGUUUUGCCGCUGUUGGAAAUCGAAAAAGUUCCCCUACUGCGACGGGGCCCACAACAAGCACAACGUCGACACCGGCGACAACGUUGGCCCGCUGAUCGUUACCAAGGCGAAACCCCAG
Mesorhabditis spiculigera is the source of this 321-nucleotide messenger RNA. The record is from the annotation of a GenBank genome assembly. NCBI's taxonomy places the organism in Eukaryota, Metazoa, Nematoda, Chromadorea, Rhabditida, Rhabditidae.